CCAAGCAAUCCACAGUCAUGGCGUCUUUCUAAAAAAACCUCAACAACUACACUCACAGCUGCAAAGCAACAAAUUGAUGUAAUGGCCAGUCCUUCUCUUCUCGAUUCUCUCUUCCAACGAUCUUUAGAAGACUUAAUCAAAGGUCUCCGUCUCUUCGUCGGCGAUGAAUCAUCCUUCAUCUCCAAAGCCGUCGACGAGAUCCGCCGUGAAAUCAAGUCCACCGAUCAACAGACCAAAGCCACUGCUCUUCAGAAACUCACUUACUUGCAUUCCAUCCAUGGCGUCGACAUGUCUUGGGCUGCUUUUCAUGCUAUAGAACUCUCUUCCUCACAGUCUUUCAAUUUCAAACGCAUUGCUUAUCUCGCCGCUUCGCUUUCAUUCGAUCCUUCAACUACUGACGUCAUCCUCCUGCUGACUCAUCAGCUUCGUAAGGACCUUCAAUCUCCUAAUUCGCACGAAGUAAGCCUCGCUCUUCAUGCUUUGUAUUUCAUUUCUACACCUGAUUUAGCCCGAGAUUUAACUCCCGAGGUAUUUACUUUACUUAAUAGUAACAAGGGUUCUACUAGGAAGAAAGCAAUUGCUAUUAUUUUGAGACUGUUUGAGUUAUAUCCAGAUGCGGUUAGGGUUUGUUUUAAGAGAUUAGUGGAAAAUCUGGAGAAUUCUGAUCCGGCAAUUGUAUCUGCUGUUGUGGGUGUUUUUUGUGAGCUUGCUUGUAAAGAACCUAAAUCUUAUCUCCCUUUAGCGCCUGAGUUUUAUAAGAUAUUGGCGGAUUCUAGGAAUAAUUGGCUAUUGAUUAAAGUUUUAAAGAUUUUUGUGAAGUUGGCUCCAUUGGAGCCGAGGUUGGGGAAAAAGCUGGUGGAGCCAAUUUGUGACCAUUUGAAGAAAACGGGUGCGAAGUCAUUGGCUUUUGAGUGUGUGAGGACUAUUGUUAGUAGUUUCAGUGAGUAUGAUUCUGCUGUGAGGCUUGCUGUUGAGAAGAUUAAGGAGUUCUUGAAUGAAGAUGAUCCAAAUCUCAAGUAUCUUGGUUUGCAAGCACUUACCAUUGUUGCACCAAAGCAUUUGUGGGCAGUCAUGGAGAAUAAGGAUUUUGUGAUUAAAUCGUUAAGUGAUGCGGAUGCAAAUAUUAAACUUGAGGCCUUGCAACUUGUUUUAUCCAUGGUUUAUGAGGAUAAUGUGGUGGAUAUUUGCAAGGUUUUGAUUAAUUAUGCUCUUAAGUCAGACCCAGAGUUCUGUAAUGAGAUUCUGGGAUGCAUCUUGUUGACAUGUUCAAGAAAUGUGUAUGAGAUAAUUGUGGAUUUUGAUUGGUAUGUAUCACUUCUUGGGGAAAUGUCGAGAAUUCCGCACUGUCAGAAGGGGGAGGAAAUAGAGAAUCAGCUUGUGGAUAUAGGUAUGAGAGUCAAAGAUGCAAGACCAGAACUUGUUCGAGUUGGCCGUGAUUUGCUUAUUGAUCCUGCAUUGCUUGGCAAUCCUUUCGUACACAGGAUUUUAUCAGCAGCUGCUUGGGUGUCAGGGGAGUAUGUUCGAUUUUCAAAAAAUCCAUCAGAAAUUGUGGAAGCACUGCUGCAACCAAGAACCAGUUUAUUGCCAUCAUCAAUAAAAGCUGUAUAUAUCCAGUCUGCAUUCAAAGUACUUACCUUUUAUCUGCAUUACUCUAUUUCUACCAAGGGAGUUAUUUCUUCAGCUUCUCAAGGAGUGGCAGAUCUGAUGCAUGGAAGAGUACAGGAGAAUUCUCAGUUUGUAAGAACUGGACCAGUUGCUGAUAGUGACACAGAUGAUGGGGGGUUGAAUCCCAGGAUGUUACAUCGAUCUGUUAGGGAUGUUUCAGUAGAGAGUUUUGAGGAUAUGUCUGUUGCUCAUGAGUGGUUGUCCUCGACUUCCUCAAAGGCAGAGCCAAUCACUGAAGAGUCUAUACUUAACAUAUUAGAUCUCGUAGAAAUAACGUUGGGGCCACUAGCAGGAAGCCAUGAGGUGGAGAUACUGGAGAGGUCAAGAAAUGUCCUUGGUUUGGUUGAACUGAUAAGAGAAGAAUUACCUGGUUUCUUGGUGAAAAGGGAAGAAGACAAUGACAAGGGACAAAAGAAGACUCAUGAAAUGAUCAAACUAAUUGCUGAAGCUUUUUCAGAAGAGCUUGGUCCAGUUUCAGCAAGUUCUCAGGAAAGGGUGCCUAUUCCUGAAGGAAUGGUGCUUAAUCAAAGUCUGGAUGAUCUGGAUGCGAUAUGUGGGGACCUUGGGUUGCAUAUACCCACUUCUUUCUCCCUUGGAAAAUCAAUUUCCUCCGAGAAGGAUGACGUUACCAUGUCGGAUUGGCAAAGUAAGGAAGAAUUUGAAUCAACUGAAUCGACGUCUCUUCUUGCUGAGCAUCGCAAACGUCACGGGCUAUAUUAUUUACAGUCACAGAAAAAGGAGAUGGUAUAUGAUGAUUACCCACCUGCUAAUGACCUUAAGACUGGAGAUAAUGCUGAUGAUGAGGCUGAUGAUCUGAUUAAGCUGACAGAACAAUCUCUCUUCUCUAAGAAAAAGGUAAACCAAGCAAAGCCUAGGCCUGUAGUAGUGAAACUGGAUGAUGGGGAUGGACCUUUUAUCCCUGCCAAAAAGGUAGAGUCAAAAGAUGACCUAAUCUCUGGUGCUGUGAGAGAUGUUCUUUUAGGUGAUGAAGCAACAACAUCAUCAUCACGAACUAGGAAGUCUGACAAGUCAUCAAGUAAGAGAAGACAGAAGGACAAGUUAGAUAUAGACAAGUCUUCUGGACCAAAAGAAGAUUAUAAAAUGAUGGAGAAUUCUGAACAAGACAAUGCAAAUUUGAGAAGAAGCAAACGCCAUUCUCGUGGUAAAGAGAAGAAACAUAGAAGUACUGCAAAAGAUAGAGAUGAACAUGAAGAGGAAGAUAAGCAGAAGGUUAGCCAUCACCACGGCAAGCAUAAAUCCAGACAAAGGGCAGACGGGGCUCUAACAUUAGCAGCACAAUCACCUGUUAUUCCUGAUUUUCUUUUGUAGCAAUGAUAAAAUUUGUUCAAUAUGCCUUAGGUGAGUUCUUCUGUACAUUACACUUUUUUUUUUUACUGUUUUGGUUACUCAUUAUACUUGCAAUUGGUGAAGUGGUUUUUCUCCA
Messenger RNA from Solanum verrucosum, 3109 nucleotides. Its product is annotated as AP-3 complex subunit delta. Lineage: Eukaryota; Viridiplantae; Streptophyta; Magnoliopsida; Solanales; Solanaceae. Gene Ontology annotation, cellular component: membrane coat; AP-3 adaptor complex; endosome membrane. Gene Ontology annotation, biological process: protein targeting to vacuole; Golgi to vacuole transport. The transcript has a single exon. The coding region runs from base 82 to 2994 and encodes 970 amino acids. The record is from RefSeq and is a predicted model, not a curated record.